UUCAUCAAAACAAAUUGAUAAAAGCCAUACCUUGAAACAUAAGACAGAGCGAUAUGCGUUUAGAAGGGGGUGGUGUAACAAUUGAAACAUAACAAUGUCAAAAACCCGUUUUCCAAAGCUAUACAAAUGAUUGCUCCAAAUGAACAAGGGUUACCGGGUUGUUGUCGACAGUCGUGGGUCCAUCUUAUCCUGGAUAUGUUCUGCUGAGAGGAGGUCCGGUGGAACAGACAGCCCUGACAGUUCAGCAAUGUCGUGAUUCCUCAUGAAGCAUUACAUAUACACCAUACUGCCAUCGUAUGUCCAAGUGGAAUAGAUCCUCUGCUCCUUCUUCAGGAUCACAAACCGCGCCCGUUCACAACAGCGUUCAUGAAGAUCAGUCUUUUGGCAUAGAGGGCUCCGCUGUGAGAAGAUAGUUUUCAGUUGCAGAAUCACUUCUGGGUCUGACUCCGUACUUCAUUCAAGUUGCAUGAGAUGGCUCACGAAAGAUGGCGUCAUCAUCUGGACUAUGUCAUCGUCUUGCUUGGCUUUGCAGUUGGAUCUGGGACAUUUGUGAAGUUCCCAUACCUUUGUAUGCGUAAUGGCGGAGGUGCAUUCCUGAUCCCGUUCGUAAUGUUUACUAUUAUCGGAACCAUUCCCUGUGUGUUUCUGGAGAUGGUCAUCGGACAAUACUCGCAGAGUGGACCUGUCAACGUUUGGAACCUGUGUCCACCGUUUAAAGGUAUUGGUGUGGGAACAGUGAUCAUCAUGUUUCUCUACACGGCGUCCUACAGCGUCAUCUUUGCGUGGUUUGCCUACUAUUUCUACAACUCCUUUUCACCGUCCCUUCCGUGGGGGCACUGUGGCAACCCGUGGAAUACGGAAACGUGUAUAUCUCAUACCAGUGAUGACAACAGCACUUUAACUGAGGACACAGAAAUGCUGACCAAUUCUACCCGUGUCAUGUAUGAUGCAGACCCCACUAAUAUUACCUCUGUCGCCGGGAUGACUGCUACAGAGGAGUUCUGGAGAUUACAAGUGCUACAAGUUACGGAUGGAUUAGAGACAAUCGGCGGGCUACGAUGGCCAAUAGCUGUCUGCCUUCUCAUUACCUACGUCACGUUAUUCCUGUGUGUAUUCAAGGGAAUCAGGGUCUCUGGCAAGCUGGUAUACGUCACCGUGGCGGUGCCAUACAUGCUCAUGUUCGUCUUCCUCGUCCGUGGUUGUCUACUUCCCGGAUCUGCUGAGGGAAUUUAUUAUUACGUCUACCCACGGUUUGAGAAACUUCUUGAACCCAAGAUAUGGAUUGAGGCUUGCAGCUUCGCCUUAUAUUCCUUGGGUAUUGGAUUCGGAUGUGUCAUCACGCUGUCCGGGCACAGUAGGUUCAACAAUAACUGCUUUAAAGAUGCUAUCCAGGUAACACUGAUCGAUAUGAUAAGCACGAUCCUGUUUGGAUUUGCUUUCUUCGCGGUUAUUGGGCAUGUUGCUUACAAAAGGGGUAUGUCUGUCGCGGAUUUUGAAUCAUCAGGAUUCAACCUGAUUUUCAUUGUCUUCCCACAAAUCCUGACUUACCUCCCGUUGCCCCAGGUGUGGGCGGUCUUCACCUUCCUGAUGCUCAUGACACUGGAGAUUGAUUCACUGGUUCCCGCAUUUGAAAUCGUCGUGGCUGCAGCAGGAGACCAGUUUCGAGGACUAGCGGAACGUCGGUGGCUUGUCACUGCAGCGAUCAUUGUACUCAACUUUCUCUACUCGCUGCUGUACAUUACACAGGGUGGAAUAUACAUUUUGACGCUCGUGGACUGGUUUACAUAUUUUCCCUCUAUUGCGAUUUUUGUCAUUAUGGAAUGCCUUGUUGUUGGCUGGUGUUAUGGCACAGAAAGGCUUCAAGAGGACAUCAAUUCCAUGUGGGGAAAGUCUGUUCCCCGUGUCAUGAUUAUCUCUAUCAAGUUCAUCUGCCCUCUGCUUCUGCUGGUAAUCUUCAUCUAUUCCUUGUACUCCUAUCGGCCACCCAGGUAUGGGGACUACGACUUUCCUCCCUGGGCAACGGCAAUUGGCUGGAUGGUGUCUAUUGGCUCCCUUGUGCCACUCCCUAUCAUUUUCUGCCUAACAGUCUUGAGGUCAAGUGGAAGUACCCUCAAAAUGAAACUGAAACAUGCCUUGGUUCCCAAUACGUCCUGGAUACAGAGGACGUCAAGUGACUGCACCACAGAUGAAGUCCUUCAGCCCAUGGCGCCCGAACACGAGGCAAAUCUUCCAUCAGAACCGACGCUGAAUGCGUGAUCUAGGGUCAUCGACACUUUGAACACAGUUUCAGUUAUCUCACGACGGGUGAAAUCCUCAAGUGAUGCAAAUUGAACAGGAACGAUUUUUAUGGACAGACAACUGCUUUAUUGCAAUGGCUGUGACGUUUCGGUGUAGAUGCUUACACAUCACUUGCUUGAUAAUGGUGUUAGCAUCAACACCGAAACGUCGCAUUCGUUGCAAUAAGGACAUUGUCUAUCCAUUAACAUUCGUAUCUGUUCUUCAUACCAGCUUCUAAAUGCUUCUCCGUGCAGUGAUGCAAAUUGUUUUACAGUCUCUGUAGAGAACCGAGUUCGUUGUUGUUAAAAUCUUUCAUUUGUCAAGCUUGUACACGUGACUAACUUUGUUGAAGUGAAAGCAUAUGUCCCUAUUGUUUACACAGAAAACAGUUUGUGAAAAUGCUGGGCGUCAUAAGUGAUAGUAUCUAAGUGACAUUUCCGACUAAGGCAAGAGGUUAGCAUUUUUAUAUUCUUGUUGAUCUGAUAUCAUUAUAAAUUGAGCACAUGACUCGGUUUUCCACACCAAAGGAAAGUAAGAGAAUUUGGUCGAAAAGAUCCGUUGACCUUUAGUAUAUCAAUGAUCUCAUGUUGUUUAAUAUCGGUAAAAAUACCAGUUCCUUGUACUUCACCAAUGAUCUCACCCUGUGUACACAUAUGCUUUGUCAUAUGUAAACCUUUGCACACAAAAUACUGAAAACUAAAAAAAAAUCAUAAUGACUUGAACUUUUAAAUAGUCAACCUUCUCUUGAUGCCGAGCUUCCCUUUUCGCGAACACCUGGUAUCAUCACUACUUAGCAGUGACCCAUUAACACAUUCUCUUGAUACAGUCGAAAUCGUACAGGGAUCAUGCUCAGACAAGAUAUUUCUUAAGAUGAUAGCGAUGAUUCAGUCACUUUUAUUACCACUUUGUUUGUACACUGAGCACUAAAUUGCACUGACAUACCAGGAGCAUACAUGCAAUCAGGAGAUCCAGCAUCUGGGAUUAGCAACGAAGAACAUAAAAUUAAGGCAGAAUGAAAACCAACGACUUUGCGUUCUUGCGCCUGCGGAACCAAUUUCCUCCUUCAACCGGAGGAUCGAUUUCCAUGAUAACAUACAAUUUACUUCGUCAGUUAGUUUGUUUGUGAUCCUUGUCUCAACACUGAUUCCAUAUUGCUAUAUGUCCUUUUUCACUAACGUUUCUACUAACUUUUUGUGAACAGUGUUUCAUACAGUAGGACAAUUACAACAUCCUUGUACUCCUUUAUAGAAUAUUACGCAAUAAUAAAAGACUAUGAUG
Messenger RNA from Haliotis rubra (blacklip abalone), 3555 nucleotides. RefSeq names its product sodium-dependent dopamine transporter-like. Lineage: Eukaryota; Metazoa; Mollusca; Gastropoda; Lepetellida; Haliotidae. Bases 472 to 2256 code for a protein of 594 amino acids. The transcript is spliced from 16 exons. The record is from RefSeq and is a predicted model, not a curated record. Gene Ontology annotation, cellular component: membrane. Gene Ontology annotation, biological process: sodium ion transmembrane transport.